This is a messenger RNA of Cynocephalus volans (Philippine flying lemur), 1782 nucleotides long. RefSeq names its product G protein subunit beta 5 (gene GNB5). The record is from RefSeq and is a predicted model, not a curated record. Gene Ontology annotation, biological process: G protein-coupled dopamine receptor signaling pathway; G protein-coupled receptor signaling pathway. Gene Ontology annotation, cellular component: cytoplasm; heterotrimeric G-protein complex. Lineage: Eukaryota; Metazoa; Chordata; Mammalia; Dermoptera; Cynocephalidae. The coding region runs from base 1 to 1188 and encodes 395 amino acids. The transcript has 12 exons. Gene Ontology annotation, molecular function: signaling receptor complex adaptor activity; protein binding.
AUGUGUGAUCAGACCUUUCUAGUUAAUGUAUUUGGCUCCUGUGACAAAUGUUUCAAACAAAGGGCUCUGAGACCAGUUUUCAAGAAAUCACAACAACUCAGCUACUGUUCAAUGUGUGCAGAAAUUAUGGCAACCGACGGGCUGCACGAGAACGAGACGCUGGCGUCGCUGAAGAGCGAGGCCGAGAGCCUCAAGGGCAAGCUGGAGGAGGAGCGGGCCAAGCUGCACGACGUGGAGCUCCACCAGGUGGCAGAGCGGGUGGAGGCUCUGGGGCAGUUUGUCAUGAAGACCAGAAGGACCCUUAAAGGCCACGGGAACAAAGUCCUGUGCAUGGACUGGUGCAAAGAUAAGAGAAGAAUGGUGAGCUCAUCGCAGGAUGGGAAGGUGAUCGUGUGGGAUUCCUUCACUACUAACAAGGAGCACGCAGUCACUAUGCCCUGCACAUGGGUGAUGGCAUGUGCUUACGCCCCAUCGGGAUGUGCGAUUGCUUGUGGUGGUUUGGAUAAUAAGUGUUCUGUGUAUCCAUUGACGUUUGACAAAAACGAAAACAUGGCUGCCAAAAAGAAGUCUGUUGCUAUGCACACCAACUACCUGUCCGCCUGCAGCUUCACCAACUCUGACAUGCAGAUCCUGACUGCGAGCGGCGACGGCACAUGUGCCCUGUGGGAUGUAGAGAGUGGGCAGCUGCUGCAGAGCUUCCACGGCCAUGGCGCCGAUGUCCUCUGCUUGGACCUGGCUCCCUCAGAGACCGGAAACACCUUCGUUUCAGGGGGAUGUGACAAGAAAGCCAUGGUAUGGGACAUGCGCUCUGGCCAGUGCGUGCAGGCCUUUGAAACACACGAAUCUGAUGUCAACAGUGUCCGAUAUUACCCCAGUGGAGAUGCCUUCGCUUCAGGGUCAGAUGAUGCUACGUGUCGCCUCUAUGACCUCCGGGCAGACAGGGAGGUCGCUAUCUAUUCCAAAGAGAGUAUCAUAUUUGGAGCGUCCAGUGUGGACUUCUCCCUCAGCGGUCGCCUGCUGUUUGCUGGAUACAAUGAUUAUACUAUCAAUGUCUGGGACGUUCUCAAGGGGUCCCGAGUCUCCAUCCUGUUUGGACAUGAAAACCGCGUUAGUACUCUUCGAGUUUCCCCCGAUGGGACCGCUUUCUGCUCAGGAUCAUGGGAUCAUACCCUAAGAGUCUGGGCUUAAUCAUCUUCUCACAACGCACACAAUGCUGAGGAUACGAUUUGAAACCUUCACAUGUAAAUAGAUACUACUUCUAGAGGAGCUGAGGUUUAUUGCAAUUUAGCUUGAGGGAGCAGCUCCAUGGCUCAGAGUUCACUAAGCCUCUCCAAUAUUGCUACUAAAACCACCAACCCCAGAAAUACACUAGUGUGAGCCUUCAGCACCUUCAAGUACAGUAUUUUUCAUUUUGAACACUUUUUAAAGUUUGUCCGUUUUUAAGGUUAUUAUAAAUUAUAGUAGUCUCAACUCAUUGUUACCAGUAGAAUUUAGCAUUUAAUAUAAUCCACUUAUUUCCUUGAAUCAAAUUUGUUUUCAAAGCACUUUAAAAUCUUAUUUUUCUUGGUGUGCACUGUGACUUUUGGAACCUUCCUAUAGAAGUGCUGGUUUUACUAUGACUACAUAUUUGAUAACUUAGAUAAAAUGAACCAAAAAAAAAAAAAAGUGCUGGAUUUAUGGACUAUAUGAGGACUGUGUUACAUGGUCUGUGAAGGAAGAAAAAUUCCAGUUCCUAAUGUAAUUAGACAAAAUCACAUUUUUAAAAAUGUUUUUAUUGUAAAA